This is a messenger RNA of Fomitiporia mediterranea MF3/22, 1850 nucleotides long. RefSeq lists its product as uncharacterized. The coding region runs from base 285 to 1703 and encodes 472 amino acids. Lineage: Eukaryota; Fungi; Basidiomycota; Agaricomycetes; Hymenochaetales; Hymenochaetaceae. The record is from RefSeq and is a predicted model, not a curated record. The transcript is spliced from 4 exons. Gene Ontology annotation, molecular function: protein binding.
CCGCAUUCAACUCAACUCUGAAUCUCAGUCAUAUACCCUGGUAGACUUUCAGCUCGUAAUUCAUGCUUCCCACCCAUAUCAUGCGCACUCGCAACGACCACUUUGCUCUUCUACUGUCACGCAAUGCAAAGAGAGGACAUCCUAGCGUCAUCGGACAACGUACUUGAGAUGCCCAUUUGCUUGUAGUAUGAUUGGCUCCUUUCUGUGCUGCAGACUGUCCCCGUAAGGUCUCGUGAGACCGAAUACCCUUGAGGAUUCGACAUUACCACAGAACGCCUACAUACAUGUCGAAGACCUGUCGUUCCCUGGUGACUCUACCAGACGAACUUCUUGCAGAAGUUGUGCAUCACUGCUCAGCCGAGGAUGUUCUGUGCCUAGAGAUGACAUGCAAGCAACUCAGCCGUAUGUGCAACACUCGCUUAGUAUGGUUGAGGCUUCUCCAUAAUCUUGAUGUUACGUGUUCGCCGAAUCUUCCUCUUUACCAGUCCUGCAGGGACCUAACAGUCAACAGUCUUAAGACGAUCGUGACUGAUGCUGUUAAAUGCUUUCAUUCCUGGAAGAAGGCUGGGAAUCUCCGCGUCUUUCACUGUUUGUCGUUACAAGUCGAGUCCCCACAGAACGGCUCUCAGAUACCGAUGAUGGCGCGGCUACUUCCGGGUGGAAGACAACUUCUAAUCCUCAACUCCGGUCGGCUUGAGUUGUGGUCACUGAAGACGGUCUCGUGCGUCUGGCAGGCUCCUGAAUUCCACGGUGGAUAUCAGUGCUCGUCCUUUGACUUCCAUAUGUUAGAAGCGGGAUCGGAUAUGUACAUCGUUGGUGACUUUAUAAUUCCCGAAGACGAGACUACGUAUCUGCGCGUCUUUCGAUAUCGGAUGGAGGAGGGCACAGCAGAUGUUGUGUAUGAAAUAGGUUUGCCAUAUACAAAUAUUUUUCGUCUUUCAAUACAAGAUGACUUCUGUCUGGCUUUCCUUCCGCAUCACUUUCAAACUGUUAUCGUGAACUGGAGGACGAAGAGAGGCGUGUUUCUGACCUUUGUAGACUCGUCUGGAGCUAACAUUAAUGAGGACGUACGUUCUCCACAUAUUCACUCAAGGUACCUGCUGGUUACCGCAAAACUACGAAAUGAUUUUUCCGUGGUCGCUCUCCCAUUAUCAAUUCUUGAUGUGCAAUGGUCAUCGGCCUCCGAUUACCGAAUUUGGAACACUUUCGUUUAUAACCUAGAAAGAGGUUCUGUCCUUACAUUAUCUCCUGUGAGCAACGAUGGACCAUGGAUGCUCACGACGCACCUCUUCACUCCAACAUGGAUAGAGAAUGCCCCAACAGAAAUAUACAUUGUCGGUUACGGUAAUUUAUGGGAGAUGCCGAAGGUAUUUCUCUCAUUCAGAGUCCAACUCACCUCAUCCUCCGAAGGAGAUGAUAUGCCAGCGGAUACUCUGCGACCCGUCCUUAAAAGCGUGACACGCUCUUCCGCACAUCGUUUACCAUGGGAUUCGCAUUGCGUCUCAAAUUCAGGGCAUGUCGUGUGCUUCCGAAGAAAUCUUCGUUGUUUCUCGCUGUUCUCCGAGGAGGAACAACCCAUGGCCGAGCUGGAAUUAGAUAUGCACGAAGCUAGCCAGGACGAACCGGUCGUCACCGUUGAACCUUGGAGUGGGGCGCUUGUUGCCAGUACAGGGAAUAUUGUUCAAAUAGUUCACUUGAGGUAGAUGUUUUGCGAUCAGGGGCUCAUUUAUUUGUGCACCAUCCGACCAGGUCCCUGAACAUGGCUCUGCAAUUGAAAUGACCUGUGUGAAUAUAGCGGUGUUUGCUGGGCAUCUGAGUCGUAAUCAUUUGAAAUUUGAUGCAAUCAAAAC